Messenger RNA from Sebastes umbrosus (honeycomb rockfish), 3053 nucleotides. RefSeq names its product distal-less homeobox 1a (gene dlx1a). Gene Ontology annotation, molecular function: RNA polymerase II cis-regulatory region sequence-specific DNA binding; DNA-binding transcription factor activity, RNA polymerase II-specific. Gene Ontology annotation, biological process: negative regulation of transcription by RNA polymerase II; cell differentiation; embryo development. NCBI's taxonomy places the organism in Eukaryota, Metazoa, Chordata, Actinopteri, Perciformes, Sebastidae. Bases 1126 to 1890 code for a protein of 254 amino acids. The record is from RefSeq and is a predicted model, not a curated record. The transcript has 10 exons.
CCUGUGAGGUUCUGGUUCGUUACCAUGGUUAUGCUAGUAGCGGCUAGUAGCCUCGAGCAGAGACGAGCAGCUACAAAGGUCUGUACAUAAUGACCCCAGACUAUGUGACGACAGGCAUUGUAUCCGACCACAUAGAAAUUAAAGAUCUGAUUCAGAGGCAGCUGCAGGUCUUUUUCUGCCCUAUGGUGUCACUGUGUCCAGCGAUAUUUAAGACAUGUUAGGAGGAGGUGCAGAGGUUUCACGUAAAUUUCCCUCCAUCAUACUUCACAGUGAACAAUGCAGUCACACUACACCUGACAGGCUUCAAGACUCAAUGACGGUGGAAGUCGUCUACAGAGCAACAAGUCCAGUUUGGAGUCCCAGCAGCAUUUGAGUCUGCAGGGCUGCACAUGGAGCUGUGCCUUCAACACAGCAUGGACGCACAGUUUACCAAUGCACCGCGGUCGGGAUAAUAUUUGGUGGUGGCUGUGAAAAUGUGGGUUGGCAUGGCAGUUGAGGAGGGCUUUCGAUCACCGGACUGAAAUGAAGUCUGUGACAUCUUGGCCCGUUUACCCCUCCACCACCACCUCCACCCACCCAACCAACCACCACCCCUCCUCUCUCUGUCUCUCCACCUCUGCACUAACCCUCAGGUGGAGAUGGAGGAGCUGUGUGUGGAGCAGUAUGGGCUGUGUUUCUACUCGGAUCAGACACCAGAACAAGAGCUGCAGCCUGCAAAUGAAUCCUAAUAAAAUGAAGACAUCCUGGACACUUUCUUCUUCUUCUUCUUUCACCAGGCGGAGACUCUCUGGAUUUAUCUGCUUCUUCUUUUCCCAUCACUUGAUUUUUUUUAAAGUUGUUCGGACCCAGCCCCAGCGUCGCCAAUCGGCUUCCCUCUUGGAGAGAGUGGACCAAUCAGCGACAGUCUUUGAUGAAUAUUCAUGAGUCCGAGAUUCAAACCUUUUGAGCUGAGUUUGUCUUGGUCCCACAGCAUCACACCUAGGACUUUUCACAUGCAACAAACUACAUUUUCUUAUGAAUGGAAAGAGAAAAAAUCAGUUCGGCUUUAAAUUGGGACCCAUCCUUCACUGAGAUCAUAGAAGGAAAACAACAAAAGAGGAGAGACGAGGGGAUCCGCCAGAAGAGAUGACAAUGACUACAAUCCCAGAAAGUCUUAAUAGCCCUGCCUCAGGAAAAACCGUUUUCAUGGAGUUUGGACCCCCGAGUCAACAAAUGUCUCCUUCCUCCAUGUCUCACGGACACUACCCAAUGCACUGUUUACAUUCUGCAGGUCAUACCCAGCACGACAGCUACAGUCCAGCCUCGUCUUUUCCAAGAUCUCUGGCUUAUCCAUACGUGAACUCCGUCGGCAGCCACUCCACCAGUCCAUAUCUCAGCACAGUACAGACCUACCAAAACAGCUCUGCGCUCACACAGACGCGGCUAGAGGAGACAGCACCAGAAGCAGAGAAAAACACAGUGGUGGAAGGUGGAGAGGUGCGAUUCAACGGGAAAGGGAAAAAGAUUAGAAAACCAAGGACUAUUUAUUCCAGUUUACAACUUCAAGCUCUGAACAGGAGAUUUCAACAGACUCAAUAUUUGGCGCUACCGGAGAGAGCUGAGCUGGCAGCGUCGCUGGGACUCACUCAGACACAGGUGAAGAUUUGGUUUCAGAAUAAACGCUCUAAAUUCAAGAAGCUGAUGAAACAAGGCGGUGGCACAAUCGACGCCAACGCUUUGGCCACCGGCCGCGGCCUGUCGAGCGGUUCUCCCUCGGUGGUGGCUCCGGUGUGGACCUCUCCGACCACCGUGAAGACCUCGGUGGGGACGACUGGAUCUUACAUUCCCAGCUACACCUCAUGGUACCCAACCACGCACCAAGAGUCUAUGCAACAGUCACAGCUCAUGUGAACAGAGACCUCAAAGACACCCAUGGCUCAGUGUAUCUGGAUGGUGAAGGGUUCUCAGCACUGAGAAUACACAACAACAACAACCCCAGAGUUUUGCUGCAACAGUGGCCUCCUCCUCAUACUGGAGGACAGCAAGCAGCUAGAAGAGGAAGAUGAAGAAGCUGAGAGACUGAAAGGCAAUGUGUCCAAGGGCAACAAGUCUGUGACAGUCAGAGGAAAUAGUAGACCAAUGGAUCCUUUUUUUGGGGCUGCUGUUUAUCCCUUUUGUGUCUAUUUUGUUUGUUUUUUAAAUCAUAUUUGUGUGAGUUAUUCUGUUUAUUAUAAGAAAAACACGUGUUUGUUUACACCAGAUGUGUUAGGCCCAAAGUGAAAAUGAAAAUCUGACCAUAUAUAGGGGUGUUUCUUUAACCAAAUAAUACUUAAUAAAUUCCACCAUUAUGCUUAAAUGCACAUUCAACCAUAUUGUGCAAAAAGCCUCAAAUCGCUAGUAUGAAAUCAUAUUUGUGUGAGUUAUUCUGUUUAUUAUAAGAAAAACACGUGUUUGUUUACACCAGAUGUGUUGGGCCCAAAGUGAAAGUGAAAAUCUGGCCAUAUAGGGGUGUUUCCUUAACCAAAUAAUACUUAAUAAAUUCCAUAAUUAUGCUUAAAGCACAUUCAACCAUAUUGUGCAAAAAGCCUCAAAUCGCUAUACUAUGUUGUUUUAAGUGUUUGUUAUUUAAGUUAAAUUAUUCAGACUAGUUUUUUCUGUCGAGGUCAGUCUGUGUUCAUUUUUGUAAGUGUGUUUUUUGAAAUAACAACACUGUGUUGUUAAUGCUGCACUAACGCAAGCAAAGCUUUUUCUAUGCCGUGAUGCCCCAAUGUUAUGUGAAAAAUGUAAAAGGCCUGACAAUUUUGCUGCUUUUAGAAGAAGAAAAAAAAAAUAUCCCGAGGGUGAGCAGCUCCUUUGUCACUGUAUUUUGUACAUAAUUUUCAGUUUUUUUUGUGCUGUAUACUGGAUACGCUGUGAAAAAGGGUUUUAGGCUUUCUGUAUUCGUCGAGAUGUGUUUAGUCAACAUAGAAAAUAUUUAGUUUUGUAUUGAUCACUUUAAUUUAUUGAUCUGUUUCUGAAGUUUAUGUACAUAAUGUGCAAAAUUUCCAAAAGCAGUAAAAUAAUGAUUUAAAUUA